Messenger RNA from Babesia microti strain RI, 915 nucleotides. RefSeq names its product BmGPI10, BMN1 family, N1-21a orthologue. Bases 1 to 915 code for a protein of 304 amino acids. NCBI's taxonomy places the organism in Eukaryota, Apicomplexa, Aconoidasida, Piroplasmida, Babesiidae. The transcript has a single exon. The record is from RefSeq and is a predicted model, not a curated record.
AUGAAGUCGGUUAGACCAAUACUAAUUCAUUUUAUUACAUUCUUUUUAACAAGUGGAAAUGUCUUUGCAGGAAAUGGUGAUGUUAAUCAAUAUUCAAGUGAUUUUGGACGAGCAUUAAACGAUCUUAUGAUCGCUUUUAACGAGGCUAAAAAAAUGUAUGCAAAAUUUUCUGAACAGAUCACGUACACUAUGUUUCAUACCUACAAAAAUAGUAUUGAUAUACUAAAAGCAGAUGAGAAGAAUGGUGGUCAUAAAAAUUACCUUGAAAAGAAAGAAAUUGAGCUCAAAAGUAAAACUGUGGAAUUUGACGUCAUUUUUUCAAACAUUGAUUUAAAUAAUAGUACGGUUAAAAAUGAAAUAAUUAAACUGCUUAAUGAUAUAUCCACUAUCUCUACCGAUAUUAAGUCAAUUGUUGAUGAAAUAUACUAUAAGGCUCUUGGUACAAUUGAAGGUGAAAAUGCUGAAAAUUUUGAGUAUGAAAUUAAGAAAAAGAAAGCUGAACUACUUAGAAACCUGCUGAAUGAUAAUAUUAAACCAAUUAUGGGAUAUUUAACUGAGAUAUACAAUAUGCACAUACCAAUUAUAUCAAAUAAAAGCGAAUUUAAUGAUAUCAAGAAAGCAUUUGAAAAGCACGAAUUAGAAGCUAAUGUUUUGAUAUCCAAGAUAUUAGAAAAUAAUCAGAAUUUUGGCACUAAUUUUAAUGACAUUUUAAAUGAAGUGAAUGGUGCAAUUGAAGAAUUUAAUAAAACUAUUGACGUCAUGAAUAACACCAUUGGGGACCUUGGUAUUGUUAUUGACAGCGGUAUUAUUUCAAGCAUAAAAUCACAUAUUUCCACAAUCGCCAAGAUUUCUAAAGCAAUAAUCCCUGGACAAAUGGCAUUAGUUUUUACUGCAUUAAUAUUAAUUCUAAAUUAA